Messenger RNA from Olea europaea var. sylvestris, 1871 nucleotides. Its product is annotated as protein DETOXIFICATION 21-like. The coding region runs from base 149 to 1606 and encodes 485 amino acids. The record is from RefSeq and is a predicted model, not a curated record. Gene Ontology annotation, cellular component: membrane. NCBI's taxonomy places the organism in Eukaryota, Viridiplantae, Streptophyta, Magnoliopsida, Lamiales, Oleaceae. Gene Ontology annotation, biological process: xenobiotic detoxification by transmembrane export across the plasma membrane. Gene Ontology annotation, molecular function: xenobiotic transmembrane transporter activity; antiporter activity. The transcript is spliced from 9 exons.
UUAGUAUUCUAAAAUAUAUUUUUACAUAAAAUGCCUAUCGAGCGGCAACAAAUAGAGUACUCACAGUAGCAGGCGGCUUCACCUUCCUCCCUGGGUAAUCAUGUUCCGCUGAGCAUAAAAAUUUUAGUUACACCACAAACUUUCUUUAAUGGAAAGAGACCCCAACGAAAAGCUUUUGAACGGAGCAGAAAAGGAACAAAAUGUUAAGCUGAAAGACAAAAUAUGGAAGGAAUCCAAAAAAAUGUGGAUUGUGGCUGGUCCUGCUAUUUUUACCCGAUUCUCGUCGUUCGGAGUAAGCGUAAUCAGCCAGGCAUUUGUUGGCCAUAUUGGCUCCACGGAACUUGCCGCCUAUGCUCUUGUGUCUACUGUUCUGUUGAGAUUUGCUAAUGGGAUUCUGUUGGGCAUGGCCAGUGGACUGGAAACUCUAUGUGGACAAGCAUAUGGAGCAAAACAGUAUCACAUGCUCGGGAUAUAUCUUCAAAGAUCAUGGCUUGUUUUGGUUAUAACCACAACUCUACUUACCCCAGUAUUUAUUUUCGCGAGCCCAAUUUUAAAAGCUUUAGGCCAAGAUGAAAGCAUCGCAGAAGUAGCGGGAAUUAUUGGUCUCUGGUUCAUUCCUGUGAUAUACUCAUUUAUUAUAUCAUUUAGCUGCCAAAUGUUCCUACAGGCACAGAGUAAGAACAUGGUUAUUACAUACUUGGCGGCACUUUCUUUGUCGAUCCAUGUCUUUCUUUCAUGGCUUUUAACAGUUAAGUUCAAGUUUGGUAUUACUGGGGCUAUGGUAUCCACUAGUUUGGCAUAUUGGAUCCCUAAUGUGGGUCAGAUAAUAUUUGUUCUCUCUGGAGCCUGUCCGGAAACAUGGAAAGGUUUUUCAUCUUUAGCUUUCAAGGAUCUUUGGCCGAUAAUCAAGCUUUCUUUAUCGUCCGGUGCAAUGCUCUGUCUUGAACUCUGGUACAACACCAUACUGGUUCUUUUGACCGGAAAUCUGAAAAAUGCGGAGGUUGCAAUUGAUGCUCUUUCUAUCUGUCUUAACAUCAAUGGUUGGGAAAUGAUGAUAUCUCUUGGUUUCUUGGCUGCAGCAAGCGUUCGCGUCUCAAAUGAGCUUGGGAGUGGGAACUUUAAAGCCGCAAAGUUUUCAAUCGUUGUGACUGUGUUAACAUCGUUAGCCAUUGGACUAGUUCUAUUUGUAUUUUUCCUGUUUUUUCGGGGACGUCUAGCUUAUAUCUUUACAAAAAAUCAAGAUGUGGCUUCGGAAGUUGCUUAUUUGUCGCCUCUUCUGGCAUUUUCCAUACUCUUGAACAGUGUUCAACCAGUUCUUUCAGGUGUUGCAAUCGGGGCUGGAAAUCAGAGCUCGGUAGCAUACGUUAACAUAGGAUCCUAUUACAUAAUAGGAAUUCCUAUUGGAGUUGUGCUUGGUUAUGUUAUCAAACUACAAGUUGUAGGUGUUUGGAUUGGAAUGAUAUUUGGCACGUUCGUCCAAACCAUCAUACUCGUAGUAUUAACUUUGAGAACUGAUUGGGAAAACCAGGUAUCUGCUGCUCGUAGACGGGUUAAUAGAUGGUUUGUGGACGCUGAACCUGAUACAAAUUCGAGAUCAACUGCCUGACCUGACGGAAAAUUCGUUCAGCAUUUGUGAUGUAAAUGGCCUACCAAAUUCAUGGAAGAAUUUCAGCAUCCCGAAAUGGAUCAAAGGCGGGUUAUCAAGAAUUACAAGGCUGGACAGUGUGCUUAAAUGAAGAAUUAAAAAUUAGUUUCAUUUCACAUCUAAAAUUGGAGCAUCAUGCAUCUGGGGAAAAAAAAAAUGUCUCUAUGUUUUCAAUUAGUUUAUUUGAUUUUAAAUAAAAGUGGAGGAUCGUGCGUUUGAGAAAAAA